CCUCACCUCUCCGCCCGCCCGCUUCCCGCGCCGCGCAUGCGCACUGCGGACCGCGCCCUCCCUUCAGCCGCGCUCCGCCGCUGCCGGCACCGCUGCGGGCCGCCCGCCGCCUCCCGCCGUUUCCGCUUCCUCACUUCCGGCUCCUCCGCCCGUUCCCGGGACCCCCGGGCGUCGGCGCCGCCCCGCUCGGGCCGGGCGGCGCCAUGGGCCGCUCCUCCAAGGACAAGCGCGACAUCUACUACCGGCUGGCCAAGGAGGAGGGCUGGCGGGCCCGCAGCGCCUUCAAGCUGCUCCAGCUCGACGAGCGCUUCGGCCUCUUCGAGGGCGUGCGCCGGGCCGUCGACCUCUGCGCCGCCCCCGGGAGCUGGAGCCAGGUGCUGAGCCGCAAGCUGAGGGGGGUGCCGGGGGAGCCGGUGCAGGUGGUGGCGGUGGAUCUCCAGGCCAUGGCCCCGCUCCCGGGGGUGCUGCAGAUCCAGGGGGACAUCACCAAGGUCUCCACGGCCCAGGAGAUCCAGCGGCUCUUCGAGGGGCGCCCGGCCGACCUGGUGGUGUGCGACGGGGCCCCGGACGUGACGGGGCUCCAUGACCUGGACGAGUACAUCCAGGCCCAGCUGCUGCUGGCGGCGCUCAACAUCACCACCCACGUGCUGCGGCCGGGCGGCACCUUCGUGGCUAAGAUCUUCCGGGGCAAAGACGUGACGCUGCUCUACGCCCAGCUGCGGCUCUUCUUCCCCGAGGUGACCUGCGCCAAGCCGCGCAGCAGCCGCAACUCCAGCAUCGAGGCCUUCGUGGUGUGCCGCGGCUACAGCCCCCCCGCCGGCUACGUCCCCACCAUGGACAACCCGCUGCUGGACCCCGACGCCGGUAAGGGGGGGGGGGGGCUGGGGGGGGCGGGGGGGUCCUGGG
Dromaius novaehollandiae (emu) is the source of this 906-nucleotide messenger RNA. It is a transcript of the gene FTSJ1, whose product is annotated as FtsJ RNA 2'-O-methyltransferase 1. Lineage: Eukaryota; Metazoa; Chordata; Aves; Casuariiformes; Dromaiidae. Gene Ontology annotation, cellular component: cytoplasm. Gene Ontology annotation, biological process: cytoplasmic translation; tRNA methylation. The record is from RefSeq and is a predicted model, not a curated record. Gene Ontology annotation, molecular function: tRNA methyltransferase activity. The annotation marks the transcript as partial. The transcript is spliced from 9 exons.